Cuscuta epithymum is the source of this 1706-nucleotide messenger RNA. NCBI's taxonomy places the organism in Eukaryota, Viridiplantae, Streptophyta, Magnoliopsida, Solanales, Convolvulaceae. The record is from the annotation of a GenBank genome assembly.
UUGUGAGAGAGACACAUGAGGAUAGUACCAAGAGAGCAUAAACUCCCUCUUUAACUAUCAUUCUCUCACAGCAUAGCUAAACUCUCUUUCACUUUCACUUUCCACACAGCUUUUCUCUCUGCUCCCCCUUCCAUGUUUGUCCAAACCCUAGAUCUGUCCCCCUCUUAGGUAGUAGAACUUUUUCUAGCUUGAAGUAGCAAGGAGAGGGAUAAAGUUGAGAUUUUUCUUGGUUGUUGUUACAGAGGUAGGAAGUGGGGUGGGGUGGGGUGGGUGGAAAUGAGUGGUACUUCGACAUCGGUGUCGGGGGGUGGCAUAGGGGUGGGUAUGGGGUAUGGGUACGGUUACCGGCCGCCGUUCACGGCGGUGCAGUGGCAGGAGCUGGAACACCAAGCUAUGAUUUACAAGUAUCUGGUCGCGGGUGUCCCAGUGCCCUCAGACUUGGUUGUCCCCAUUCGUCGAAGCUUCGAAGCUUUGUCUUCUCGUCUCUUCCAUCAUCCCAGCUUGGGUUACUGUUCCUAUUAUGGGAAGAAAUUUGAUCCUGAGCCAGGAAGGUGCAGAAGGACAGAUGGAAAGAAAUGGAGGUGCUCAAAGGAUGCAUAUCCGGACUCCAAAUACUGUGAGCGGCACAUGCACAGAGGCCGCAACCGUUCAAGAAAGCCUGUGGAAUCUCAAUCUACUGCUUCCCAGCCAUUGUCGACUGCUACGUCACAUAUCACUUCUGGGAGCAGUAAUAGUACGAGUGGAAGUUUUCAAAGUACUGACCGGAGCUUCCAUAACAUAUCCCCAUAUCCCAUUGCCAACUCCGAAGGUUUGUGCUAUGGAAGCCCUGCAACUAAGUUGCAGAUGGAUUGUGCUGCAUAUGGAAGAGAGAGCAAGGAAUUCUGGUAUAACACUGGAAUGAAUCCCAAUGCAAACGAACACAAUCUGUCAAGGGAAACAUCUGCAGGGAGUCUGGGGAUGGGGUCUGGAGUUGAUAAUAAUGCAUGGCACUCAGUGCCAUUCCAAGUAUCAUCCUCUAGUCCCAUGUUGAAACUGAAAAAUGAUUCUCUGCUGUUGGGUAGUUCGUCACCUCAAAUGCAUCUGUCUGGUGCUUAUGAGCCUCUGAUUGAUUCUCCCAGGGGGACAUUAAAGCAGGAGCAGCAGUCUGUCCGCCCUUUCUUCAGUGAAUGGCCUGCAACCAAGGAAUCAUGGUCCAAUCUUGACAGUGAUGGGUCAAACACAACGCAGCUCUCCAUGUCCAUUCCGAUGACCACCCGUGAUUUUUCUUCACGAAAUGCCAGUUCCUGAAUUAUGCUAGAUGUGAAGGAGUCAUCAACCAGUUGCAUUUUAUGUACGGUUGAAUUACCACGAUCCAACAGCAAAACUUUAAGCAUGUCUAAGAAAUAAUAAUGCAGAGAGGCUACGACCUUACUUGAACAGGAUCUGUUCUAUAGGAUCGUACCUCUGAAUCCUUGAUUUAUCAAUAAUGCAGAGAGGCUUCUUCAUGUUUGUUACCCUAGAAUAAAUGAAUAUGUCCCCCAACUAGCUCUGCACACUUUGGUUUAAGAUUCUCAGUUAUUGUACUAUGCUCAAUUGAGAGGUAGUUGUUGUACUUUGUAGAAGUAAUAAUGUGUAGCAUGUACUAUCUAGCAUUAUGGGAAUUUAUGGCCCCAUUCUGAGAUUUUUACAAGUCAAACAGUAAUAAAUUUGGCAGCUACAGUCAACAA